This is a messenger RNA of Rhea pennata, 1883 nucleotides long. It is a transcript of the gene RASL11B, whose product is annotated as RAS like family 11 member B. The coding region runs from base 1 to 738 and encodes 245 amino acids. NCBI's taxonomy places the organism in Eukaryota, Metazoa, Chordata, Aves, Rheiformes, Rheidae. The transcript has 4 exons. Gene Ontology annotation, molecular function: GTPase activity; GTP binding. The record is from RefSeq and is a predicted model, not a curated record.
AUGCGCCUGACGCAGAGCAUGUGCACCAUCGCGGAGUGCGGCGCGGCCGGCGCCGAGGGCUGCCCCGCGGCCGGCGCCGCUCGCCCCCGCCUCGUCAAGAUCGCCGUGGUGGGGGGCAGCGGCGUGGGCAAGACAGCGCUGGUGGUGCGGUUCCUCACGAGGCGCUUCAUCGGCGACUACGAGCGCAACGCAGGUAAUCUCUACAGCAGACAUAUCCAGAUAGAUGGAGAGAUGUUGGCUAUUCAAGUGCAAGAUACUCCAGGAGUUCAGAUCCAUGAACACAGUCUGGAUUGUAAUGACCAGCUGAACAGAUGCAUUCGCUGGGCAGAUGCACUUGUGAUUGUCUUCUCCAUCACAGAUUAUAAGAGCUAUGAACUACUUAGUCACCUUUACCAUCACGUUCGACAGUUGCAUCCAGGAAACACAGUUCCUGUUGUCAUUGUAGCCAACAAAGCUGAUCUCUUGCAUAUUAAAGAGGUGGAGCCUCAGCAUGGACUUCAGCUGGCCAACAUGCUGGGCUGUACUUUCUAUGAAGUAUCUGUCAGUGAAAACUAUAACGAUGUCUUCAAUGCUUUCCAUGUCCUGUGUAAGGAAGUUAGCAAACAACAAACAACCAGCACUCCUGAGCGAAGAAGAACCUCUCUUAUUCCACGGCCCAAAUCCCCCAACAUGCAGGACCUGAAGAGGAGGUUUAAGCAAGCUUUGUCUGCUAAAGUGAGGACUGUCACUUCUGUUUAAAAGCAGAGCCAAGCGGAGGUUUUGGUCUUCCCAACAUUUUAGCCCAAGUUUGACACCUGGAAUGUUAAACACUGGCACUUCUAGAGUCCAAGGCAUUGGGGGUUUGGGGGGGAAGGUGGUUCAGGUAGCCUUCCGAAUGGCUGUAGAAACAAGAAACUGGCUAAAGAAGAUGGGAGGGGGGAACUCUUGGAAUGGUUCUGGGAGGUAAAUUAUGGAACAAGUUUCAUUUCCAAAUGAAAAUGCUUUCCAGUAAAUGAACUUUCAGUUUGUCUUUUCUCCAAUGGGACAGAUUUGGCUUAAAGUUCAUGCAGAAAAAAACUUUUAACUGUAACUCUCAACUUCUUGUACCUGAGCAGGGAAAUAGCCUGAACUGUAGUUCACUGUUCAGAAGUAACCACUUGAGUCUUACCGUGUUUUCACUUGGAUGAAGGACAGCAUGAUAUAUCUGUUUAAUUUUAUUGCACAGUAGAGCCAUUUAUUACGCAUGUAUUUCAAAACAAACAAGCAAACAUGAAAUUAUUCUAUAAAUGUAAAAUAAGUGGAUGUGACUGGGUAUCAAGACUGUAAACAAUGGUCCUUUAUUUUUUACUAGCUACAUUAUUGCUGACAAUUUGAGCAGACUCUUUGUAUGCAAAACUAUUGUCCACAGGGUGUAAAUGUAUCUAAUUGCAAGUGACUUGUGAGUGUUUUACUGUCUGAAAGUAAUAUUGUCCAGACUAAAUGAUCCAACACCGAGCUCUUGAGGAAUGAGCCCGGAGUUGAGUGAUAGUCCACUGUAGGUAGCAGCUGGUAUGAGACAUUUUUCUCCUUCUGUCACUCUACCAUGUAUGAUAGGCACAGAAAGAACUUGGCUGUAAUUCAGCUUUGAUGUGAAACAUGCUGCAGGCUGUAGGCAAUGAAGCUGGUUGAUUUGUUCUGAGCUGAGCCAGUUAUUGGUCAUCCUUAAACACGUAUGGCAGAUUUAUGUAUUUUUACAUUGAGCCAAUGGAGUUCACAGGCAAAAGGCCUUAUACACAUGCACUUUAAAAAGCCAGUUGUGCUUUUGUGUAAACUGUAACUUAUUUAUUUUGUGUAUAGUUACUCCUCAUAUGGAGCAGACUUUUCAUUCUUACUGCCUGUUUCAACAUUAAAUUUUUUGGAUUGCA